GAGGUUAGGGGCGGGAGAUAAACUCUGGACAGGUCAGCAGUUCAGCUUGCCCAGGACAAGAGAAAGGUGGCUUGGGUGCCCCUGUCCCGGCAGGCGUCAUCUCGCCUACUAGCCCUCGGGCCGGCCCUGCGUCGCCCCCAGCUCCUCACGGGUUAACACCCCUCGCCGCCCGCUCGCUUCCCAGUGCCAAAGUGGGUGUUGCUGGAAUUCCUCUCUCCCUCUCCCGUAAUGAGGGGGUUGAGCUGUCCCUCCGAGGAGGGGGCACGGUGUGGAUAAAAGAGACGAAAAAUCAGGGGGAGGUUUCCAAAAAUAAAACCCUACGGUUCCCAUUCAGAAGGCUACAGUGACGGGGAGAAGGCGCGGCGGUGCGACAGCGGUGCCCACCAAGCUAGAGACGGAGCGCGGCCGCCGGGCUCAUUGCGCGCAGCCCCGGGCCGCUCCCGCAGCCUGGCCCUCGCUCCACGGAGAGCCUGGCCCGCAGUCUGAUUCGGGGCCCCCUAGACGGGGAGAGGCGGGCCACCGGGAGGGGACCGGAGCGCAGCCAGAGGGCGGCCGGGCGCACAGACUGAGAGCCCCGGGGCAGUUACCCGCGCGCGGCGCUUUCCGGGCGCCCCGGCGCCAUGAGGCCCCCAACCAUCACCCGCUGCCCCGGGCGCGUCCUUCGGAACCCAUGGAGGAGCUUCUUGCCUCUCACCCUGGCUCUCUUCGUGGGCAUGGGUCAUGCUCAGAGGGACCUGUUGGGCAGAUACGAGCCGGCUGGAAGGGACGCGAGUCGGCUGCGGCGCCCCGGGGGCAGCUACCCCGCAGCGGCUACAGCCAAGGUGUACAGUCUGUUCCGGGAGCAGAACGUGCCCGUUCCGGGUUUGCCGCCCGCGGAGCGGACCCAACCUGGCUGGGGGAGCCCCAGCAGGCCCGCCGAGGCGGAGGCCAGGAGGCCGCCCCGCGCGCAGCAGCCGCGGCGAGUCCAGCCACCUGCGCAGACCUGGAGAAGCCGGCCCCUGCGCCAGCAGCAGUCCGCACCCGGGGCCCGGGCCCCCCCGGCUCUCCCGCGCCUCGGGACCGCGCAGCGGCCGCGGGCUGCUCGAGGGCGGCUAACGGGGAGGAAUGUCUGCGGGGGACAGUGCUGCCCAGGAUGGACAACAGCAAACAGUACCAACCACUGUAUCAAACCCGUGUGCCAGCCGCCCUGCCAGAACAGGGGCUCCUGCAGCCGGCCCCAGCUCUGUGUGUGCCGCUCCGGCUUCCGCGGAGCCCACUGUGAAGAGGUCAUUCCUGAGGAGGAAUUCGACCCCCAGAACUCCAGGCCGGCACCCCGACGCUCAGCCGAGGGGUCUCCCAACCUGCGCAGGAGCAGCGCGGCCAGAGAAAGCACCACAGCCAGAGCGCGGCCACCAGCAUCACAGCCGCUGCUGGCCAGGACCCUGAGUGGGCUCAGCCAGACACACGCCACCCAGCAGCACGUGGGGCUGUCCCAGGCUGUUCGACUUUAUCUAGCCACUGUGGCCAAUGGCCAGCUGACCUCCAAUGCCCUGCCCAUGGGGCCAGGCCCUGAACGGAAGGAUGGUGCCCAGCAGGCAGCAUAUCUGAACCACCCGUCAUCCUCCUGGGGGCUGAAUCUCACGGAGAAAAUCAAGAAGAUCAAGAUCGUCUUCACUCCCACCAUCUGCAAGCAGACCUGUGCCCAUGGGCGCUGUGCCAGCAGCUGCGAGCGUGGCGACACCACGACCCUGUACAGCCAGAGCGGCCACGGGCAUGACCCCAAGUCUGGCUUCCGAAUCUAUUUCUGCCAGAUCCCCUGCCUGAAUGGAGGCCGCUGCAUUGGUAGGGACGAAUGCUGGUGCCCCACCAACUCCACUGGGAAGUUCUGCCACCUGCCCACUCCCAAUCUGGACAGGGAGCCUCCAGAGAUGGGGGGCCGCCACAGGGCCUCGCCACAGGGCCCCUUGAAGCAGUCCACCUUCACGCUGCCUCUCUCCAACCAGCUGGCCUCUGUGAACCCCUCCUUGGUGAAGGUGCACAUCCACCACCCGCCUGAGGCCUCCGUGCAGGUCCACCAGGUGGCUCGGGUACGGGGCGAGGUCGAGGCCCCACAGGAGAACAGCGUGGAGACCAGACCCUCGCCCUGGCUCCCCGCCAGCCCCGGCCAUGGUCACUGGGACAGCAACCGCAUCCCGGCUCGGUCUGGAGAGGUUCCUCGGCCGCCACCCCCGGUGGUGCCCAGGUCUCCGGCACUGCUGGGCCGGUGCUACCUGAGUGCUGUGAAUGGACAGUGUGCCAACCCCCUGCUGGAGCUGACUGCCCAAGAGGACUGCUGUGGCAGUGUGGGAGCCUUCUGGGGAGUGACCUCCUGUGCCCCGUGUCCACCCAGACCAGCCUCCCCAGUGAUUGAAAAUGGCCAGCUGGAGUGUCCCCAGGGGUACAAGAGACUGAACCACACUCACUGUCAAGAUAUCAACGAGUGCCUGACCCUGGGCCUGUGCGAGGACGCGGAUUGCGUGAACACCAGGGGCAGCUACCUGUGCACCUGCAGACCCGGCCUCCUGCUGGAUCCGUCCAGAAGUCGCUGUGUGUCGGACAAGGCCGUCUCCAUGCAGCAGGGGCUGUGCUACCGGUUGCUGGGGCCCGGCACCUGCACCCUGCCUUUGGCCCAGCGGAUCACCAAGCAGAUAUGCUGCUGCAGCCGAGUGGGCAAAGCCUGGGGCAGCAAGUGUGAGAAGUGCCCCCUGCCUGGCGCAGAGGGCUUCAAGGAGAUCUGCCCUGCCGGCCACGGCUACACCUACUCAAGCUCAGACAUCCGUCUGUCCAUGAGGAAAGCCGAGGAGGAGGAACUGACCAGGCCCUCGAGGGAGCAGGUACAGAAGAGCAAUGGGACCCUGCCCAGGCCAGCAGAGAGGCAGCCACUCCGGGAGGCCACCGGCACCUGGCUGGAGGCCGAGACCAUCCCUGACAAAGGUGACUCUCAGGCUGGCCAGGUCACAACCAGUGUUACCCAGCUAUCUGCCUGGGUCCCAGGAGAUGCCACAGGAAGACCAACGCCGCCACUGCCUGGACAGGGGAUCCCGGAGGCCCGGGAAGAAGAGCAAGUGACUGCCCCCACCGAUGUGCUGGGGACCCCGGCCCCGACAGGCAUUGACAGAUGUGCUGCUGGAGCCACCAACAUCUGUGGCCCGGGAACCUGUGUGAACCUCCCUGAUGGAUACAGAUGCAUCUGCAGCCCCGGCUACCAGCUGCACCCCAGCCAGGCCUACUGCGCAGAUGACGAUGAGUGUCUGAGGGACCCCUGCAAGGGAAGGGGGCGCUGUGUCAACCACGUGGGCUCCUACUCCUGCUUCUGCUACCCUGGCUACAUGCUGGCCACCUCGGGGGCCACACAGGAAUGCCAAGACAUAGACGAGUGUGAGCAGCCCGAGGUGUGCAGCGGGGGGCGGUGCACCAACACGGAGGGUUCCUACCACUGCGAGUGUGACCAGGGCUACGUGAUGGUCAGGAAGGGCCAUUGCCAAGAUAUCGACGAAUGCCAUCACCCUGGCACCUGCCCUGAUGAGAGAUGCGUCAACUCCCCCGGCUCCUACACUUGCCUGCCCUGCGAGGAGGGCUACAGGGGCCAGAAUGGGAGCUGUGUAGAUGUGAAUGAGUGUCUGACCCCUGGGGUCUGCACCCAUGGAACGUGCAUCAACCUGGAGGGCUCCUUUAGAUGCUCUUGUGAGCCAGGCUUCGAGGUCACCUCAGAUGAGAAGGGCUGCCAAGAUGUUGACGAGUGUGCCAGCCGGGCCUCGUGCCCCGCGGGCCUCUGCCUCAACACGGAGGGCUCCUUCACCUGCUCGGCCUGCGAGAGUGGGUACUGGGUGAACGAGAACGGCACCGCCUGCGAAGAUGUGGAUGAGUGUGAAGACCCCCAGAGCAGCUGCCUGGGAGGCGAGUGCAAGAACACGGCCGGCUCCUACCAGUGCCUCUGCCCCCCGGGCUUCCAGCUGGCCAAUGGCACCGUGUGUGAGGACGUGGACGAGUGCGUGGGAGAGGAGCACUGCGCACCGCGCGGCGAGUGCCUCAACAGCCACGGGUCCUUUUUCUGUCUCUGUGCCCCCGGCUUUGCCAGCGCAGAGGGGGGCGCCAGCUGCCAAGAUGUGGACGAGUGUGCAGUCACUGACCGGUGUCUCGGGGGGCAAUGUGUCAACACUGAGGGCUCCUUCAACUGUCUGUGCAAGACUGGCUUCCAGCCCUCCGCAGAGAGCGGGGAGUGUGUGGACACCGAUGAGUGUGAGGACUUUGGAGACUCGGCGUGUGGGGCCUGGAGGUGUGAGAACAGCCCCGGCUCUUACCGCUGUGUCCCGGGCUGCCAGCCCGGCUUCCACGUGGCCCCGACUGGAGACUGCGCUGACAUAGACGAGUGUGCCAACGACACCGUGUGUGGGAGCCACGGCUUCUGCGACAACACCGACGGCUCCUUCCGCUGCCUCUGUGACCAGGGCUUCGAGACCUCGCCCUCCGGCUGGGACUGCGUUGACGUGAAUGAGUGCGAGCUCAUGCUGGCGGUGUGCGGGGCGGCACUCUGCGAGAACGUGGAGGGCUCCUUCCUGUGCCUCUGCGCCAGCGACCUGGAGGAGUACGAUGCUCAGGAGGGGCGCUGCCGACCGCGGGGGGCUGGAGAUCAGAGGAUCCCUGAGGCCCUGCCAGGGGAACACCCCCCAGGCCCCAUCCGCAUGGGAUGCUACUCUGGGCAAAAGGGCCAGCCGCCCUGCUCCAGCCUUCUGGGCCGGAACACCACGCAGGCCGAGUGCUGCUGCACCCAGGGCACCGGCUGGGGAGAUGCCUGUGAGCUGUGCCCAGCAGAGGACUCAGUCGAAUUCAGCGAGAUCUGCCCUAGUGGGAAAGGCUACAUCCCCGUGGAAGGAGCCUGGAUGUUUGGACAGACCACAUACACAGAUGCUGACGAGUGUGUGAUGUUUGGGCCUGGUCUCUGCCAGAACGGCAGGUGCCUCAACACGGUGCCUGGCUACAUCUGCCUGUGCGAUGCUGGCUACCACUACAAUGCUGCCCGCAGGCAGUGUGAGGAUCACGACGAGUGCCAGGACAUGGCCUGUGAGAACGGCGGGUGUAUGAACACGGAAGGCUCUUUCCACUGCUUCUGCAGCCCGCCACUCACCCUGGACCUCAGCCAGCAGCGCUGCGUGAACAGCACCAGCGGUGCGGAGGACCUGCCUGACCAUGACAUCCACACGGACAUCUGCUGGAAAAAAGUCACCAAUUACGUGUGCAGCCAUCCCCUGCACGGACGCCACACCACUUACACUGAGUGCUGCUGCCAGGACGGCGAGGCCUGGAGCCAGCAGUGUGCCCUGUGCCCCCCCAGGAGCUCUGAGGUCUACGCUCAGCUGUGCAAUGUGGCCCGCAUUGAAGCGGAGCGGGAGGCCGGGGUCCACUUCCGGCCCGGCUAUGAGUAUGGCCCUGGGCCCGAGGACCUGCACUACAGCCUCUAUGGCCCAGAUGGGGUCCCCUUCUACAACUACCUGGGCCCCGAGGACACCAUCCCUGAGCCGCUCUUCCCCAACAUGGCCAGCCGCCCGGGGGACCGCACACCGGCCCUUGAGCCUCCCCUGCAGCCCUCAGAACUCCAGCCCCACUACGUGGCCAGCCAUCCAGAGCACCAGGCCGGCUUUGAAGGGCUUCAGGCCGAGGAGUGCGGCAUCCUGAACGGCUGUGAGAAUGGCCGCUGCGUGCGCGUGCAGGAGGGCUACACCUGUGACUGCUUCGAGGGCUUCCAGCUGGACAUGGCCAACAUGGCCUGUGUGGAUGUGAAUGAAUGUGAUGACUUGAACGGGCCUGCAGCACUCUGUGUCCACGGUCACUGCGAGAACACGGAGGGCUCCUACCUCUGCCGCUGCCCCCCAGGUUAUGUUGCCGAGGCAGGCCCCCCACGCUGCACCGUCAAGGAGUAGCAGCGAGGGGUCAGUGCAGGCAGUUACCUGGAAAUGGGCCCGGGCCACAGGCGGGGCCUUGAGGAAGCUCUCCUAGUUGGGGAGACGACACGAAGACACCGGGCAGGAGGCCCUGCAGCCCGCUCCCAGCCAGCCUCAUCUGCUUUUCAUCUCCCCCAGCUUCGGCUCUGGCUGUGAGCUUCUGUCACCACCUCCACACCGCCAUGCCCUUGCUUGGCUCAAACACCACCAAAUGCUUUAACGCGUCAACCACUGGCCGUGAGGCCCAGUCUGCCACCUGUCCUGGCCUUGCUAUGGGAUGCUUACCAAAGGAGGGCCCUGAACCAGCCCCUCAAGCUGUGCAAACAUGCAAGGUCCUUCGGCCUCACACUGCACACACCCUUUUCCAGCCAUGAUCCACGUAUCAUCCUGAUGAUUCCACACCUGGAUCAGAGGCUAUCUCCGCCCUGGGAUGGUCCUUCAGAAUCUAUCAAGCAAAAAAGGAUUGGGGGGAGUUUGGGGAGUGACUCCAAUGCCUCCUCCCGAGAACCGUCACCACCACUCAGCAAAUCUGGUCUGGGCCAGUUGGGCCACAUCUCCACCUUGUUGCCAGCUCUGUGGCCCCAGGGAAGGGCAGAAGAUCCGCUCAUCUCAGAGAAGCCAAACUGACACUACAUUGCUAGUGAGAGACACGGAUGAAGGGGAGCAAGGAGGCAAUGGAACAAAAUACGGGGAGUUGAUAAAAAAAGGGGGAGCCAGGGCUUCAUACAAGUCUAAAGAAAAUAUUCAGUAGCUUCAGGUAAAUAAACAUGCAGAAUCUACCCAGCGAUAGCUCCUGUACCCCACAGCAAGGGCUGCCACAAAGCAGGGUGCCCACCUCAGAAGGCCUCUGUUAAAUACAUACUGCUUCUUACAGGAGACAAAUCUCUCCCGGGCUCUCCUUUUGUGGACACCAGGCUGAUGUGCUGAAAAUAAAGAGUCUAUUUUCUAGCUUAUGAAAUACAGUGUCAUCUUGCUUAGGGGAAGCGAGAUUUCCUACGUUGUUUCUUCUCUCUCCUCAGAGGCCUCUGACCUCUUCUCCUUCAUAAAAGGGCUGGCUGGCAUCCCACCGAGUUUACAAGUAGAGACUCACUCCAACCUUGGCUAGCUGGGAGUCUAAAACCACGGUGGAAUAAAGAAAUGUACACCUGGGCUCUCCUGUUUUUGUUUUUAUUUCAUAUUAAACCAAAUUUAUAAACCAAAGUUCUUGGCUGAGUCUAAAUGUUAGAGAUGAGGCUGUGCUACCCCCUCGCCAGCUCUGCCGAUAGUCUAGGAUUGGGUUCCACUAUCCAAUAGGAAAAGGUUCUUUCCUCUUCUAAGACAAAGAAAGCUCUGACUUUGCAUUUCUCUGAUGAACGGCAAGGUAAAUGAACAAGACUCUGUGUGCCUGAAGACAUGGAGAUGAAUGCUCUUUUCUUAAUUUAAUCUGUCCUGUCCUACCUGCCGCUCUGUCAGCCAUCACAAAAUAACUUAUUGAAUGCUUGCUAUGUGCCAGGCCUGUGCUGAAUGCUGUACACAAAUUUCAUUUAAUCAUCCAACAAUCCUACUUACUAUUUUUAUUCCCAAUUUACAGAUGAGGAACUUGGACUUACAAAGCUUAAACAAUUUGUUCUAGGUCACUAUACUAGUUGAGAUGUUCUCAGCAGACAAAAAUAUAUAGUUCUUAAACAUAUGAAAAUAUUCUGACCUUCAUUCAUAAUAAAAAGAAAUACAAGUUAAAACUACACUGAGACACUUUUUUAAACUGUCAGAUUGGCAAAGAUUUAAGUUUGUUAAAACUCCUAGUUGGCAAGCACCUGGGGAAAGAGGUACUCACGUACAUAGCUGACAGGAGUAUAUACUGACACAACUUCUGAAGACGAUAAUAUGGCAGUGCCUUUCAAAAUUAUAAAAGCACUUACUCUUUAAAUCAGUAAUUCCACUUCUCGGAAUUUAACCUUCAGAUACAGUCUUAUCAAAUGAAAAACGACAUAUGUAAGAGAUAAUUUAUUAUAGCAUUAUUUGUAAUAGCAAAAUGUUAGAAGCAAUUAAUUGCUAUGGAGCCCUAAUAAGAAAAAAAAAAAAAAGUGGCUCUAAAUGCCUGGGUAAGAUUUCCAAAAUACAUUAAGGGAAAGGAAGGUUAUACAACAAAGUGAAGCCUACGCUGCUAUUGCUAUUUGUCUAAAACAGGGGGAAAAGAAUUGGGUAUCUGCUAACCUCAUCCUUGCCGCUCCACCUCACUCGCCGUAUUUCAGAGAACUCACCAUUCCUCAAUAUACCCUUCGGGCACUGCACUUCCUUAAAUGCUGUUCUCACUGCGCCUCCUCCCAGCCCUCACCUUCCUGCUCGCCCUUCCCAAGAUAGUUCAUGCAUAUACACAUACGUCCUUGUAUUAGAAACACAAGUGGCAUACUGUGCAUGCUGUUCUGCACUUUUUUUACUUAAUACAUACUUGCACAUAAAGGGCUGUCUCAUUCUAUUUUACAACUGUAUACGUCUCCAUUGAACGGAUAAAUCAUAAUUUAUUUAAUCAGUCCCCUAUUAAUGGAGAUUUCCAUUGUUUCCUAUCUUUUGCUAUUAAAAAUAAUGCUGUAAUGAACAUUCUUGUGCAUAUGUUAUUUCACAUUAUAUCUACGGAAUUGUACCUGUGGGCUAAAUUCUUAGAAACAAGGGUAGUUGAUGGGGAGGGCAACAGAGUGGAUGGGCACAGGAUUGGGAGACUUUUCACUGUAUUCCCUUUUGUGUCUUUUUGAAUUUUGUACCAUAUGUCUUACCUAUUCAAAAAUAAAAUAUUUUUAAAUACA
Mesoplodon densirostris (Blainville's beaked whale) is the source of this 8737-nucleotide messenger RNA. It is a transcript of the gene LTBP2, whose product is annotated as latent transforming growth factor beta binding protein 2. Lineage: Eukaryota; Metazoa; Chordata; Mammalia; Artiodactyla; Ziphiidae. The record is from RefSeq and is a predicted model, not a curated record. Gene Ontology annotation, molecular function: microfibril binding; calcium ion binding. Bases 621 to 5936 code for a protein of 1771 amino acids. The transcript has 35 exons. Gene Ontology annotation, biological process: supramolecular fiber organization.